CAAGACUGAAUUUCCUCAAUAUUUUGAUAUUUCAUUGAGUUAAUUACAUAGACAGAUAAGAUAUUAAGUAUAAUAUGUCUUGGAAGUAUUUCAAGCAAGCUAUAAACGUAGGAUGUUAUUCAUUGGGUGGAUUGUCAUUGUAUUAUUUGAUAAGUAAUGAAAAGUAUAGAAAAGUUCAUAAUUCCUGGAUCUCGGAUUUAAAGCCACCGACUACAAAAUGGGAUAGCAAUUGGGAUCAUCGAGAUCCGAGUGCCUUAAUUAAGUCAUCAUUGCCAGAAAAUCCAACUUUAGAGCAGCAAAAUAAGUAUAAUGAUGAUUUGGAAAAAUUCCAAGCAAAAGCUGUAAGGCACAUCAUAUUAAUUCGUCAUGGGCAGUACAAUACUCAUGCACUGACAGAUAAAGGAAGAAUUCUCACGGAAUUAGGAAGAGAGCAGGCAAAGAUAUCUGGACUGCGAUUGAAUGAAUUAAAAAUUCCAAUUACUAAUUUCGUAAUGUCUACAAUGACUAGAGCGCAAGAAACUGGAAUCAUCAUCCUCGAUCAGCUGGUUGAUAAAAAGUUUAAAAUUGAAAAUUGUUCCUUAAUCGAAGAAGGUGCUCCAAUUCCACCGGAACCAAAAGUUGGUCACUGGAAACCUCAGAAUUGGCAGUUCUUUGUUGAUGGCUCAAGAAUUGAAGCUGGAUUUCGGAAGCAUUUCCAUCGAGCAAACCCAGAACAAAAAGAAGAUUCAUAUACAGUCCUAGUGUGUCACGCAAAUGUUAUUAGGUAUUACGUCUGUCGAGCAUUGCAAGUUACACCUGAAGCAUGGUUAAGAAUGUCUCUUCAUCAUGCAUCUAUUACUUGGCUGUCAAUCUAUCCAGUAAAUGGCAGAGUAAUGUUAAAAUUAUUUGGAGAUUGUGGACAUAUGCCAAAGAAGAAUUUAUCUACCGCGUAGAUAUUUUAUGCUUAAUGGUUUUUUCGAAGAUGACUUCCCACAAAGGGCCCGUUCACUUAUUACGUUACGCAAAAAACGACUUUUUUCACCCC
Messenger RNA from Chironomus riparius, 1024 nucleotides. Lineage: Eukaryota; Metazoa; Arthropoda; Insecta; Diptera; Chironomidae. The record is from the annotation of a GenBank genome assembly.